AUGACGGCCUUCAACCUCGAAACCUGCGCCCGGCCCAACAUUCUCCAGCUGGAGCCGUACCGCUGUGCCAGAGAUGACUACAAAGACGACGGCACCAACAUCCUCCUUGACGCCAACGAAAACGCCUACGGUCCUCCUCUCCCAGCCAGCAAUGGUGUAAAUGGCUUCAAUACCCCCGACGUUCCCUCGAUCGCCCUUUCAACUCUUCACCGCUAUCCCGACCCGCAUCAGCACGACCUCAAGCAACUCCUCUGCACCCUGCGCAACACCCACGCCCACACCCAGAAAACGCUCACGCCCGCCAACCUUUUUGUCGGCGUCGGCUCCGACGAAGCAAUCGAUGCCCUGCUGCGGUGCUUCUGCGUCCCCGGACGUGACCGCAUCCUGGUUUGCCCGCCGACGUAUGGCAUGUACGCCGUCUCGGCACAGGUGAAUGAUGUUGGGCUGGUGAAGGUGCCGCUGCUGAGUGCGGAGGAAGGGUUUCAGAUUGACGUGCCUGCUGUGCUGGCGAAGCUGGAUGAGGAUGUUAAGAGGGCGGAGGAGAGCCCGGAGGGAGGAAGAAUCAAGUUGGUGUAUUUGUGCAGUCCGGGGAAUCCUACAGGCUCAUUGCUUCGCAAGGAGGAUAUUGCGAAGGUGCUAGCGCACCCCAGCUGGAACGGGGUUGUGGUGGUUGAUGAGGCGUAUAUUGACUUUGCGGCGCCGAACCCGGAGACGGCGAGCUUGGCUGAGUGGGUGACGGAGUGGCCCAACUUGGUGGUCAUGCAGACGCUCAGCAAGGCGUUUGGUUUGGCGGGUAUCCGUCUGGGUGCGGCGUUCACGGAUCCGGCGAUUGCCCGACUGUUGAACAGCCUUAAGGCGCCAUAUAACAUCUCCAGUCUGACCUCGUCUAUAGCGUCGUAUGCUUUGUCGGGUCAGGGCCUGGCCACGAUGCAGGCCAACCGGGCACGCAUCCUCGAGCAGAGGGACCGUCUCCUGCGGGAGAUGCCCAAGAUCCCGGGUGUUGGCAGGCUCCGUGGCGGGACGGACGCGAACUUCCUACUGUACGAGAUGCUUGAUGCCGGAGGCAAGCCGGACAAUGCGACGGCGCUCAAGGUGUACGAGCGGCUAGCCGAGAACCAAGGCGUUGUUGUUCGGUUCCGCGGUAAGGAACACGGGUGUCUAGGUUGCCUUCGGAUCACGGUUGGCACCGACGAGGAGGUUACGAGGUUUUUGGCGUCACUGGAGAGGGUUCUGAGGGAGGUCCGGGGAAACUAG
This is a messenger RNA of Thermochaetoides thermophila DSM 1495, 1254 nucleotides long. Its product is annotated as histidinol-phosphate aminotransferase-like protein. Gene Ontology annotation, molecular function: L-histidinol-phosphate:2-oxoglutarate transaminase activity; pyridoxal phosphate binding. The coding region runs from base 1 to 1254 and encodes 417 amino acids. The transcript has 2 exons. The record is from RefSeq and is a predicted model, not a curated record. Lineage: Eukaryota; Fungi; Ascomycota; Sordariomycetes; Sordariales; Chaetomiaceae. Gene Ontology annotation, biological process: L-histidine biosynthetic process.